UCGCCAUUCCGUAACCUCUCUCUCACGGGUGCCGGGGAGCUCAACUAGCGUACAGCGCGUAUCACUGUCAGGUUCCUGGGAUCCCUGAGUCUCCGAAUUUCUCCCAGUCCAAGAAAGGACUGCAGUCUUGGACUUUUUCGCCGCACGCGACAUGUUGAUGCUGUUCUCGACGUACGGGAUGAAUGAACGAGGAGGAGACCUCCGGAGGUCCUCCCGAGCUUCGAAAGAUGAGCUCGGCUGGUGGACCCAUCUUUGCUGUACAUAAUCUGCACUCAUGUGCUACUGAUUUUUGGCAAAUGCCGCUAUCUGAUCUCCUCGGUUCUUCGUGUCUGUUUAAAGCUUACGACGCGUGCAUCAUCGGAGGACCCCCACCACUUCAACCGCCAUGUCAGGCUCUGCUUCGGUCAUUCAUUUGGUCCCUCCUUCCCAGCACUUUGUCGACACGCGGACGACUUCUCUUGGUCCAUGGGUCCUUGGCGCGUUUUUAGACUGCAUCCUGAUGGGAGUGAUUUUCUGUCAAACGUACACGUUCUUCAGGACAAGGACACGCUCGACGGCGACCUUGCAGACGUACUAUUACUGGCUCGUGCUGGUCGUGGUGACGCUCUCUAUGCUCAAGACAGCGCAGGGCAUCGCUGUCGUCUGGGUCCAGAAUGUGAUUGAUUAUGCUAACCCCGAUGUUGCGCGCACGCUGGUCGCCACGGCUUGGUGGCAGGUCAGCACGCCCCUGAUGACCGGUGUCAUUGGUGCGACCGUCCAAGGCUUUUUCUGUCUUAGAUUCUUCCUUUUGUCGCGCAACUGGGCCUUCUGUAUACCCAUUCUGCUCGCCAUCUGCCUUGGCCUGGCCGGUGUUUCUCUCUCGCUUGCGUCUAUCUUGGCCAAUGCGACCAAGGCCAAGGUCACGUGGUUGCUAGUCCAUCUUGUCGGCGUCUUCAUCGCUGAUGUGAUGAUCACCGGGGGCACCAUCUACUAUCUGCAGAAACGCAACUCCGGGCUGGACCGGACAAAGAACCUGAUCAACCGCAUGCUGCGCCUGGUCUUCGAGGGCGCCAUCCCGCCCGCCGUCCUCGCCACGACGGAUCUGAUCAUGACCCAGACCCUCGGGGACAAGUUGCUCUGGCAUCUCUUCGUCAACAUGGCUUUGGGCAAGGCCUACGUCGUGUCGUUGAUGUUCACUCUGAACCAGAUCAACGAGUAUCGUCUGCGCGAGCAGGGAAGCCAGGACGCGUACUCGUCUGAGCGCCAAGGCCGCUCUGGCACCCGCCGCCAGCACAUGGAGCUGGCGAACCGCGCCGGCGCAAAAACGGACCAGAUCUUCGUCCAGACGCAGAUCUCGACCCACGUGUCGCCGUCGACAUUCAGUCCUACACGGGUAGUGUCCAAGCCCGCGUCUUUCCUGCUGCAGGAGGUUGAUGAUGACACCAAGGCCAAGGACGCAGACUACAUCCGCUCUGACUUUCGCGAGCAGGACGAGUUGGGCUCCGAUGGGAUAGCCUCUGUCGACAAAACGCCUUAUGCGCAAUAA
Messenger RNA from Mycena citricolor, 1525 nucleotides. Lineage: Eukaryota; Fungi; Basidiomycota; Agaricomycetes; Agaricales; Mycenaceae. The record is from the annotation of a GenBank genome assembly.